AUGAAGAAAAGUGCCUACCAUAGGAGCACUUAUUUGUCAAAAAACUUUGCGAAUCCAUCUGAAAGUAGCAAUAACUUCCCUCUCGAUCAAAUUCGACACCAGCAUCGUCGAGAGUCAAGCCGAAUCGACCUCCGAGAUUUCUCCGCUGACUCCUCCAGAAAACGACCCUGUCGAAGAAAAUGCGGAAGAGCCGCUCUUCAAAUUCCUCCUAAGCUUCGCGAAAUGACGGACACCUUCGACCCGUACAUUUCCGACAUUGAUCAUUACUCCCUUUCGCUGCCGAAUAAAGUUACUUGCUGCUCGACUGCGUUUAACAAAAAGUUUCUCGCCUGCUGUAGGAGUGACAGCAUUACCACCUUGGUCGAUGUAAAACGCAAGGUCAAGAUCGACCUCAAAUCUCACUCUGGCCCCGUUUUUGCGUCCACCUUUCUCCGCCACAGCGAUUAUCUCCUCACUGGCGGCAGAGACAGAACAGUUCGGCUGUGGAACACGUCCGAAUUCAUCAAUUCUAGAGAAGGCGCCGUCUCCCUCGACUUUAUCUACCGCGGCCACACGUCACAUGUCACUGAUAUUGCUGCUUCCUCGCUUGAUCUUUACUUUGCUACUGCCUCGGACGAUACUACUGCUCGAUUGUGGAGAAUCGAAUCUGAUCAAAACUUACGAGUGUUUGUUGGACAUUUAGACGCUGUCAACACGGUGGCCUUCCAUCCGAACUCGAACUACGUUCUGACAGGCUCUGAUGAUGGAUCCGUGCGUCUGUGGGACGUGAACACUGCCAAAUGCCAGCGCGUUUUUGGAAUCGAUCCAAAAGGCGAACAAGGAGGCCUCGAAACAGCAGUCCUGUCUGUUUCAAUGAAUCCCAACGGCCGUGAAGUGGCGGCCAGCUAUAGAGACGGAACGAUACGCGUCUACGACCUCAAAGAAGCUCGAGCAACGCUAGAAUACGCAACCACUCAAGUCGCAACGCAGCUUUCUUACAACGCCGAUGGAUCCCUUCUCGCGUCGAUUUAUGACGAAGCCCUGCGAAUUUGGAACUCAGAAAAGGAAGUCUGUAAAUUGCAGCCGAAAUUUAACAUUUCCGAAUUCGAAAAUGAUGAAAACGAAGCGCAGAAUGAACUCAAGAAAUCAUUGGUAUCUGUUUAUUUUGAAGGCACGGGAGAUUUGACACUGAUUUCUUCAUGA
This is a messenger RNA of Oikopleura dioica, 1182 nucleotides long. The record is from the annotation of a GenBank genome assembly. Lineage: Eukaryota; Metazoa; Chordata; Appendicularia; Copelata; Oikopleuridae.